AUGCUAAAUAUUCCAGUCAACGCGAGGACGGCCGUCUACCGCGCUGAGAUUGGCAGCUAUGUGCUCUGCAUCCUUCCUCUGAGGCGGCCACAAGCUCUGCCUCCUCUCAGGAGGAGACCUGCUGGGGACACGGCGCGGCACCAAGUGCAGCACCAGCCUCCCGAACGCUGCAACGCGACACAAGGCAGCCGCGGGAAACGGGCGGAAGCAGAACGGCUGAAGACCCCGGGACCCGAACGCACGAUUUAUAAGGAGGGAUCUUGGCUCCCGCAGCAGCAGCUCGGCUCUUUUGGCUCGCUCGCCGCUUCCUUAGCAGAGGGUCUGCUGGCAGGUGCGACAUCUGAACAGGUCAUGAAGCCUCAAGAGGCAGAGCUCGUCUCUGAAAUCUCAAAGUUGCAGUGCAUGGUCACAGAGCUGAAGACGGGCUUCGCCAGCGCCCUGCUGGAGCUCGGUCAGAUCCAGCAUGGAGACUCGCACCUGAGGGAGGAGAUGGAGGAGAACAGGAGGAGCUGUCAGAAAAAAGCUUUCCGCUUGGAGGCGCUGGUCGAGUCGCUGAGGGAGGAACUUGGAGUGCUGAGGUGUCAAAUUGUGCAGCUGUACGGCAACAGGCCCGGGCCUGAGCCGGACGGAAAGGGCCUCACGUCCAAACCAAGAGAACGCGAUCCAGCAGAGCCAGCCGGUGACCAGGGGGUUUGCGAGUGUUGUGCUCCUCCACCGGCCUGCCUGUCCCGAGGGAAGCUGCUCCUUCACUGCUUCCUUCAGGGCCUGAAGGCCGGGCUGAGCGAAGGGACAGAUGCUCGACAUCAGGUGGCCAUGCAGCUCCUGCACUCCGAGUGGGAAUACGUGUCGACCCUGAACCAGCUGUACGACAAGUACAAAACGCCGCCAGCUCACCAGACGACCGUAGAGCCGCAUCAGACGUAUGUGAGGUGCGUGGAGCAGCUCCUGCAGCGACACGUGCUCUUCAGGAACACCCUGCAGGAGAGGUUAUCCGCCGAACACUGGAAGUCUCUGGUCGGCGACAUCCUGGUGCAGCUCAUCGGCCAAAACGACACAGCUUUUUCAGAUAUGUAUCUCGGAUACACGACGACCUUGGCGUCGUUCCUCUCACUCGAGUUCAACCCGCUGAAUCAGCAAGGGAAAGGCCUCCGAACACAGAGCGGCCAGAUGGAGAGAGACGAAAUAAAACUGCUGUCUUUGCUGUUGGCUCCUGUUGCUAGGAUUCACAGCUACCUGAGUCACAUUCAGAACCUGCUGCAGUGGACCGGUAAGGAGCAUCCCGACUGCAGCCUGUUGUUGGGGUCUGAGAGAGCUCUGAGGAGCGUCUUGUCCCGCUGUCACGUGAUCUUGGAGGAGGAUGUUCGAUGGGAGGAGGACGAGGAAGCCGGGCAACGCGCCCCCUGUGAUGCUGCAGCCGCUGCGUCCUCUGGAAGCUGCUGCACCAGGAGCCAGCAGAUGAGAGCGGAGUCCAGCUCUGCUGCUCAGAGAGACGUCCAGCCGGCUGCUCCCCUCACCAACGGGGUGGACGGCGGUCACUCCAUGCGCCUGGAGUGCUGGUCCUGCAGCCCGGUGAGGAGGAAGGGCUUCCUGAGAGACCGGGCCGCCCUGAGGCAGCCAGUCUGCCACUGCGGUCACGCUUGCUGCUCUCUGCUCGCUCCGGACGCCGCAGGAUGGGGAGAAAACAGCGACUCGGGUCAGGGCACCUUCAGCCAGCCCACUGUGAAAUCCACCAACGACCCGGAGACGACACGCGCAAACAGCGAGACGGACGACACCUCCGCCUUCGACUACUCCUCCGUCACCUCCUGCAGCCCGGACGGCACCCUGCGGAGGGAGGCGAUGGACACCAACAGCGGGGAGGACGACGAAGACGAGGAGGACAGCCAGGUGCCCGUGCUGCUGAAGCCCUCAUUCAGCCAGGAGUAUCCGGCGCCGGAAACCAGAGGCAGAACUGUGUGUGUGAGGUGGCAGAUUCCCAGAUUCACCCCUCACCCUCCUCUUAGGAGCCCCGCAGGGCCGUAUGUGGACGGACCGACACCUUGCCUCAUCAGCUCCUUUGGGAAGAGAUUGGUCAGCCUGAGGAAAGGGUCGCCUCCUCCACAUCUGAAAAGUGCCUUCAGGCCCAUCUGGGACGAUCCAUCCAAGCAGGCCGAUUCCGCCCCAGAGAGGGACAACAGACCUGCUGGGUUCGCUCCAGCUCCAGCUCCAGUGAGGAACAACUUCCAAGCUUUCGCUCCCAGCAGGGAAAACCUGAGGCCUGCGCCUGCGCAGCAGCGAGGGACCUAUGGACCAGCCGUGGACGGGGGGGAACUGUGGGACAGUGAGGACAGCGAGGGACCCUGCAGCACAGUUUGACUUUUUAACCAAAAAAAAAAACUUGAAAAGCAAAACAUCUAGAUGCUCUUCAUUUGAAUAAAUCCAUUUGAGAUGUUUUGUGUGCAACAAAAAUUGCUGGUCUGCCUCUGUGGUUGAAUGGAUCCUCAGGGUCACAAAGAUUCCCAAAUUAUUGAGCUUGGAAGGGAUUUUCUGAAGCCAAAUAUUUGCUAAAAUGGCCCAUGCUUUAUAGCUGAGACUGCAUAAGUUAGAAUAAAAUAAAGUCACUUUGUUAUCCAAUAACUAUAAAUUAAGAGAAAUAACUAGCCACUCUGGAGGAGCCGCAGCUGAACAGUGAACUCAACCUUUACGGAAGAGCUGGAAGAAAAAAGCAGCUUAUUAAACAGGAAAUCACAGGAAGUUCAGUUUGCCAUGUGUACAUAUAUAGACGACGGCAAGACAAAACUGAACAUAUGAUCUCCCUGGUGAAACAUGGUGUUGGCAGCAUCAUGGUCUGGAGAUUUGUUUUGGUAGCACCUUAUCUGAAGGUGUGUGCAUAACACUGACAUGACAUAACACCUGUUAUGAACAUGAAGGAGCCCUUAUGAAUGUUUACAACUGUUGUAAUUUGGCAAAUAAUCCCAUUAUUAAUGCAAAUUUUAAUAGAACGUUGCAUUAAAAGUGUCAUUUACCGAAUUUACUUCAUGACAACAUUCAUGAAGACUUAUUCAUGUUUACGACAGUCUCACGUCGGUCUUAUGCACACACCUUCAAAUAGUGUUACAGAUUUUUGUUUUCCCAGCAGUGAUGGGGAUGACUGGAGGAUGGAUGAAAAUAAAUACAAAGGAGAUCUGGAAGGAAAUCUGCCCAGACUUGAUGACUGAUCUUUUCUUUCCAUUUCUCUGCACUACUUUGCUUUGGCCUACAGUAGGAAACAAGAAAACCUGACAAAAUGUCAAUAACUUCAUAGUUCCAGUACAUAAAAGAAAGUUGCAUUUGCUUGCAAAAAGAAACAAACGAGAGAUAAGUGGUUCAGUACAAAAUAAGACUGGGUGAUUUAUUAAUCUCAUCAAGAUCAUUAAUACAAAGCAGUUAAAAGGCCACAUACCAUCAAACAAACUGAUUGCUGGAUCAAGCUGUUACAGUGCCAUCAACAGAGAACUUAAUAGUUAUUUUGAGGAUGGGGGCGGGUGGAGGUGAGAGGGGCGGUUUGAAACAACAGCAACAAAAAAGAAACCUUGGUAAGAUCAACCCCAUCAAUACUGACAUGGGAGACUCUGAGACGGGCAAAACGAGAGACAAAACGACAAAGUGUUCUCACAUGAUACCAGAACGACAAUCCUCCCAAACACCGCGUUGCAAGACUAGUUUGAAAAACUCCAUCAUCGUCACCCUCCUCCUCCUCUUACCUGGACUCAAACUGAAUGAGCAAAAUUUAUUUAUAUAUAUAUAUAUAAUUUUUUUUUUAAAAGAGUUGUUCGUGGCGAUUAGACGCCGACCGAGCGUUCGGGUGAGAUGGAAAAUGUCAGAAAAAUAAAGAAAAGAAACAAACUGA
Messenger RNA from Xiphophorus maculatus (southern platyfish), 3868 nucleotides. RefSeq lists its product as uncharacterized. The coding region runs from base 1 to 2355 and encodes 784 amino acids. The record is from RefSeq and is a predicted model, not a curated record. Gene Ontology annotation, molecular function: guanyl-nucleotide exchange factor activity. The transcript has 16 exons. NCBI's taxonomy places the organism in Eukaryota, Metazoa, Chordata, Actinopteri, Cyprinodontiformes, Poeciliidae.